This is a messenger RNA of Electrophorus electricus (electric eel), 2024 nucleotides long. It is a transcript of the gene nars1, whose product is annotated as asparaginyl-tRNA synthetase 1. Gene Ontology annotation, biological process: asparaginyl-tRNA aminoacylation. Gene Ontology annotation, molecular function: nucleic acid binding; asparagine-tRNA ligase activity; ATP binding. The record is from RefSeq and is a predicted model, not a curated record. Gene Ontology annotation, cellular component: cytoplasm. Lineage: Eukaryota; Metazoa; Chordata; Actinopteri; Gymnotiformes; Gymnotidae.
GCUUCCUUCAUUCAUCGGCAGGGCGGUGUGAGGGUUGAUCGGUGUCGGCAGCUCGACCCUUGAACAAACUGCAGCGUUUCUGUCCACAAGCGCAGGCUUUCCUUUACACAGCGGGCGGACGCGGUGUGGAUAUGGCCGACGAAGUCAUCCAAAUCACGCACAACAUGUCUCUGAGGGAGGUGUACGUGUCUGAUAAACAUGGCAGUGAUGAGAGCGGAGAUGGGACGGAACACAAGCCGUUCAAAACUCCCUUAAAGGCUCUGCUGUUUGCUGGUAAAGAACCAUGGCCAACUAUCUACGUGGAUGCCCAGAAAGAUGGAGAGCGGUGGGCUGUGAUCUCCAAAACCCAGAUGAAGAAUACGAAAAAGCUCUUCCACAGGGGGCAGCAGAAGACUGAUGCUAAAGACAUGAAGGAGGCAGAAGAUGCAGAGAGGAGAGAGAAGAAUCUGGAGGAUGCCAAGAAGAUUGUUAUUGAGAACAACCCCAGCCUACCAGAUCCCCAGACUGCUAAGAUCUACCAGCUGGAGGCUCUUCGGGGGAAGAGAGUGAAGGUGUUUGGUUGGGUCCACAGGUUACGGCGCCAAGGGAAGAACCUCCUGUUCAUCGUGUUGAGAGAUGGAACUGGUUUCCUACAGUGUGUCCUCACUGAUAAUCUGUGUCAGUGCUAUAAUGGACUGGUGCUGUCCACAGAGAGUACAGUGGCUCUGUAUGGGACCAUCAAGACAGUCCCCAAGGGGAAGCAGGCACCUGGAGGGCAUGAGCUGCACUGUGAUUUCUGGGAGCUGAUCGGCCUGGCUCCAGCAGGGGGCGCUGACAACCUGGUGAACGAGGAGUCUGACGUGGACGUGCAGCUGAACAACAGGCACAUGAUGAUCCGUGGCGAGAACGUCUCCAAGAUCCUGCGUGUGCGCUCCACCCUGACGCAGUGCUUCAGGGAUCACUUCUUCAGCCGUGGCUACUAUGAGAUCACCCCGCCCACGCUGGUGCAGACACAGGUGGAGGGCGGCUCCACCCUCUUCAGCCUGAACUACUUUGGUGAGCAGGCGUACCUGACCCAGUCGUCCCAGCUCUACCUGGAGACCUGCAUCCCCGCACUUGGAGACACCUUUUGUAUCGCCCAGUCGUACCGCGCAGAGCAGUCCCGCACACGCAGACACCUGUCAGAGUACACACACAUCGAGGCGGAGUGCCCCUUCAUGACCUUUGAGGACCUGCUGUCCAGGCUCGAGGACCUGGUGUGUGACGUGGUGGACCGCGUUCUCAAAUCCCCCAUCGCCCCCCUGCUCUACGACCUCAACCCCAACUUCAAGCCCCCGACGAGGCCGUUUAAGAGGAUGAACUACACGGAGGCCAUCGACUGGCUGAAGGAACACGACGUCCGGAAGGACGAUGGAACCCACUAUGAGUUUGGGGAGGAUAUCCCAGAAGCCCCUGAGAGGCUGAUGACGGACACCAUUAACGAGACCAUCCUGUUGUGCCGUUUCCCCGCUGAGAUCAAGUCCUUCUACAUGCAGCGUUGCCCUGACGACCGCCGCCUCACCGAGUCGGUUGAUGUGCUGAUGCCCAAUGUUGGGGAGAUCGUGGGGGGCUCCAUGCGUAUCUGGGAUGCUGAGGAGCUCCUGGAGGGUUACAAGAGAGAAGGCAUUGACCCCACCCCCUACUACUGGUACACUGACCAGAGGAAGUAUGGGACGUGUCCACAUGGAGGUUAUGGUCUGGGUCUGGAGCGUUUCCUCACCUGGCUACUCAACCGUAACCACAUCCGUGAUGUGUGCCUCUACCCACGCUUUAUCCAGCGCUGCAGACCCUGAACACACACGCACACCCACCUCCCUCCUGCCACAUCCAAUCUGCCUGUGCUGUUCUGCAAGACCUCACAAGCAAGACAGAUUAUUUACUACAGCAACAGUACUAACAGUUAUCAGACCACAGUAUGAAGCAUUGAACUAUACUAUAUGAAUACUGUGUAGACACGGUGAGACAGUUUCUGUGGAGUAAUAAAGACGUGAUGGUUGUGUGUGUCA